AAUCAGAUCAGAGUUAUGAAUUGUUGUAUAUUUACAGGGUACAAUAUUGAAGCAGCCACCAAUGACAAUAUAAAGAAACAGUUUGGAACCAAUGCCUGUGCUGGAUGUGCCGGGUGUUCAGCACAAGGGUUUGAUAUUGGUGUUGGAAUGGUUGGUGAAGCUGCAGCUGAUACUGAGGCAGAGACAUUAGAAGUUGUUGACCACACUGGUGAGGAAGCAGGGGACACAGGUGAGCAUGCUGAUGAUGGAAACUCCCCAGAUCAUGUGGAUACGAUGGACAUGGAUGCUGGAGGAAUGGAUGGGAUGGGAGACAUGGGCGAUGCAGGAGCGGCGUCAUGUGCGGCCUUCUAAAACCUCAGUGCUUACCAUUUUGUCACAACUGUAAAAUAAUGACUUGUACUUCGCAUUUCAAAUUUGUUUGUAUAAAUGGAAUAUUUUCAACUUCAUCUGUUUUGAAACAAGAAUUUUGUUGUUUCUUUUUUAUAAGAUUGCUUAUUGAAGUAUAGUGGUUAUUAUUAUUCUUGAUGCUGUCUAUUUUUUAUUAUUUUUUUUAAGAAAUGUGACUAUUUUAAAGUAUGUUAUGAUGUCAUUUUGAAAGUUAAUUAUUUGUUUUUACUGUAGUCCAUUUCAGAAUAUGUGUUAUUUGUGUAGUGAUAUAUUUAUGAUAUUUGUAUGAGUCAACAUGUACUUCAUCCUGCAUGUUCAUUAAGUCUGAUUCAAUUUUUAUAACUAGUCAUUACCUGAUUUUUUGUCAUUUUGAUCCUCUUCAUUUUUAAGGGAAAGUUUCAAAAUAAGUACUGCCUGAAUAGUAAUCAGUGUAGAUCAUGAUUAGAUCAUAGACAUGCGGACAGCUGAUCUUGGUCUGCACUGGUCACAUGGGUAGAUUAUAUUGCUGCCAUCAGGCUUAGGGUCAAGUUAACAAUAAUUAUCAAGUCUGUUACACAAUUUUACCCUGGUUAAGGUUUUUUGAAUUAUGUUUUGAGGUAUGAGGUAUUUCAAGUUUAUACUCCCUUUUGUGUCCUAAUUGAAACUGUAUAUCUAAGUUAUUUCUAUAUUUCUAUUCUUAAGAUUUUUUUACUUUUUGCAGGUCCUCUUUAUGCUUGUAAUGUCCUCUGUAUGUUUGUAACACUGACAAAAAUACUUUUUGAGUCAAGUUUCUAAAAAGUAUGGCAUGUUUGAUAAUUUCUACGCAAGGACUGCAUACAUACAUGUACAUAUUCUGUGUUAUCUGAUAAUGGUUAUGGAGAUCAUCAGAUAAUAUUUUAUUUUACAAUUUUGUCAAAAGAGUUUGCUUUCAAAGUAAAGAAAAUAUAUAUGGUUUAACGCUCAUAAAUAUGAGGACUUUAUUCAUUUAAUAUAUAUUCAGUAAUGAAAAGUGGUCUUUUGAUGUGUAUAUAAUGUUUGACUGUAUAAUACAUUUAUUGGGAUAUUUAUGAUAUUAUGUUAUAAAGAUAAUUAGAAGAAAACAUUUUUUACAUUUACCUAUUACUGUAGAUGUAUGUGCUUUUUUCACAAAAAUCUUUUAUUUUAUUGCUUUUUUAUACAUGUUUUGCUUCACUUUAUUGUCUGAAUUGCCUUAUGCACAUUUAUGUAUUGAUUCACUGUCAAUGCUUACAAUCAAAACUACCAUAUAUCUAGUCAUAAUGUAGAAUAAUGUGCCAAUUAGCUUUAAUUGAUUUUUAUUUGUCAAUUUUUAUUUUAACUUUUUUUUGAGCUUUUAUUCACUGUGUGCUAUGAUAAGGAGAUUAUUUCUAUGAAUUCUUUGUUUAAAAGAACAUCUUUUAUUCUACAAACUAGUCAUACCUUUUUACAUUGUACUUUUUGCUUUAAGUAUUAUUUAUGUUGCUCAAAUUAUAGAUUUAGUAAUGGAUUGCAAAAUACAUUACAUUGACCAUGCCUCUGUCAUGUUUAUGUAUUUUUGUAUCUCUUUCAUCAUGUUCAUGUAUUUUUUAUUAGGAAUGCUGUCAUCUCAAAAAAUAGGGAUAUAAAUUUAUUCACACUUUGUGUGUUUUUAAAGGAUUAUUCUUGUUAUAUGGAUCAUAUGAACUGAAUUUUCAAUGCAACACUUUUUCCAUAUACAUGUAUUAUUUGAUUUGACUAUGUGAUGAUUAAUAUUUCAAUCAAAGUUUGAAAACAGAAUUGUGUAAACUCUUAUAUAAAUAACUGUAUCUGCUAUGGUGAUGUACCUAGACUUUAAACUGUGCAUGACUUUUAUGUGAAGUUGUCUUUUACUGCAAUGAAACAGAAGAUAUUGUCUGUUACAUGAUGGGUAGAGAAAUGUUAAUGUAGUGAAAUAUGUAUGUAACAGUUGAUGUAUCACAACAUACAAGUUGUUGGAUAAAUGUGUAAAUAUGAUAUUUAUUUUGAAGACUUCUGAAAUUUUAAAAAUGAUUGUUUAUAUAUAGUUAAAAUUAUUCAAAACGUUCAUUUAUUAUAUUAGCUUGUGGAAACCCUACUUGCUCUACUUGCUUGUGUGGACCAACAGUAAAAUGGUUUACUAGAGCUGCCUCCAUGCUUAGUUUUAUAACAAGGACUUUGAUUGGCUGAAUAUUAAAAGAUUUAAUUCAAGGUGGAUUGGUGGAAUACCUGAAUCUCAUCUUCAAUCAGCCAUUUUGAUUGGUUGGUAAAUUUUUGCAUUAAAAUGAUGUUUGCUGUUGAUGUAGUGAAAGUUUUUGAAGAUAUAAAUGUAAAUUCUCCAUUUUGUUAAGUGCUAAGUUUAUGGACCAAAUGUAUCAUAGCAUUAAUACAUUCAUACUUAGUUAUGACUGCAUGGUGGUGAAAAUGCAAACACAACUUCAUUAUAAAACAUUGAGGUGUAUAUUUUAUACUGUUGUAGCUUUUGAAAUAUCUUAAUUAUAACAUGCUUGUCUCUAUGAUGUUGAAUGUACGAGAUUAUGGUAAUGGUAAUCAUGUAUUCCGAGUCGUACCACGAUACUAGCACCAGAUCUAUGUUGAAAUGCCUUACAUGUAACAUGUACUUGUUUAAAACAUCCGUUAUAAGUAGUGAAGUUUGUUCGUCAAGACCAUGUGAAAAACCAGUAUCUCGAGGCGUCAUCAUAAUUCUCAUAUAACUUCUUUUGUAAAGUUAUGACAGUAUUUGGAUGAACAUUGUAUAUUAAUGAGGAAAAAAAUUAUUGAAGAUCAUUUAUCAGUGCUGCAUAACGAAAUCCGAUAUUUUUUAAGAGAAUCUGAAGAGCUUAAUUAUGAAAACUUUGUUUCGGUACUGAUUAAAUACUGAUAGAUUAUUGAUUAAAGAUAGCAUCACUGCCAAAAAUGUUAAAAUUGAUUUUUCUGUAUAUAACCAGUAUUUUAGAUGCUGUUAGUAUUGAUUUGAAUCCAUUAAACACACAGGGAAAAUGCAAUCUUAUUCUGAUCUUCCAAUUAUAGAUACUUUAGUUCUUGUUUAGAAAAUACUGUGCCAAACUACGGGGGCGGAAUUACAUCUAGGAUAACUUUAUGUACAGAUUUUAUAUGUAUCAACCAUUGUAAGUUGCUGGCAUAACAGAAAUAAUAACUACAGGAACAGAUAUGUUUUACACCAUGUAGACUAUACUGGUGUUAUAUAGGCUUUGAUCACCUAAAUGGAUUUACAAUGUGCAAAACAUUUAUAUUGCAGUUUUGUGGUGAUAGAAAACGAAUAAUUGAUGCUGAAUAAUAGAUGUUGCUUUAUGGAGAACCAGUCCUCUUUGUUUUUAUUAUAUUAUCAGUAUGUGUCAUUAUUUUUUUUUACUAUGUAAAACAAUGGAAAACCAUGAAUUUAUCCAGAUA
Ruditapes philippinarum (Manila clam) is the source of this 3768-nucleotide messenger RNA. RefSeq lists its product as uncharacterized. The coding region runs from base 16 to 351 and encodes 111 amino acids. The record is from RefSeq and is a predicted model, not a curated record. The transcript is spliced from 2 exons. Lineage: Eukaryota; Metazoa; Mollusca; Bivalvia; Venerida; Veneridae.